Alosa sapidissima (American shad) is the source of this 3206-nucleotide messenger RNA. It is a transcript of the gene ecel1, whose product is annotated as endothelin-converting enzyme-like 1. Gene Ontology annotation, molecular function: metalloendopeptidase activity. Gene Ontology annotation, biological process: protein processing. Lineage: Eukaryota; Metazoa; Chordata; Actinopteri; Clupeiformes; Clupeidae. The record is from RefSeq and is a predicted model, not a curated record. Gene Ontology annotation, cellular component: plasma membrane.
UAAUGAUUGCGCGCGGGAAUGCGCGGGGGCUGAAGUGAAUCUUGGAGAGAGAAUUGAGUCCAGGCGUAUGUUGAUUACUUUCGUUCUUUCUUUCACUAUGCAUGAGCUUUAUUAGUUGGUACUUUUGUCCACAUCUUUGGUUUUGCGGUCGGUCUUUUGUAGUUCACACAUGACAAACUUCACGUCACUUCACUUCAUUUUCCAGACUUAUGAGCCGGCAUGUAGUGAGGCGCUUUAACCCCCCUCCUCUCGCUUCCCCUCCCAGACACACACACACACACGCACGCACACACACACUGUGCAGCUCGGCUAGUCACAGCGCGCAGAGCCGUACCUCAUAUUUGGAUUUUCGCUUAACGCGAGGAUACAGCUGCGAAUUUGACAGACGGCUGGGAUUGCCGUCACUCGCCGAUAACUCUCGCGCUCUUCCCUCCAGGUCCCCGCGCUCAGCUGAGGGGGCUUGCCUGACCGAGAGCGUUAAAGGGUUGCCAUGGAGCCCACGUACUCCCUGACGGCGCACUAUGACGAGUUCCAGGAAGUGAAGCACGGCGGUCGCUAUAGCAGCGGAACCCUUAGCAACGGCCUGGCGCUGCAGCUGGGCGGGUCCCUGGAGAGAGGGGGCGGGGCAGCCCGGGCCCAUGGGAGGGGCCAGAAGGUGGUGGGCGUGUCGGGUGGGUGGAGCCGGCGGGAGAUGUGCUUGCUGUCUGCGCUGGUGUUUGCUGCUGGUGUGUGUGUCAUCCUGGCGUGCAUGCUCACGCUCAAGUUCAUCUCCACGGAAACCAGCACUGAUGCUGGCUGCCGUAGCGACUGCGUGAGGAGGCGGAGCCUGUUGCGGGCCGCGCGCUUCGUCCAAUCAAAUAUCGAUGCCAGUGUCCCGCCCUGUCAGGACUUCUACAGCUUCGCGUGCGGAGGGUGGCUCCGUCGUCAUGGGAUACCGGAGGACAAACUCAGCUACGGCAUCAUCAGCGCCAUCGGAGAGCAGAAUACUCUUAAGCUCCAGAAACUCCUGAUGCAACCCAUCCGACGCACACACACACACAGCGCCGAGAGGAAGGUAAGGCCUUUUUAUCGCUCCUGCAUCAACAUCCAUGAUAUUGACCGUCUGGGGGCGGGGCCUAUGCUGGAGGUGAUUGACAGCUGUGGUGGGUGGGACCUGCCUCGGCCCCUCCCCCGGGGGGCAGGGUGGGAGCGGGUGUCGGGUGCGGCAUGGCCCGACUUUAACGAGAUGCUCUUUAGGACCCAGGGCCUCUACAGCACCUCUGUCUUCUUCUCCCUCACCGUCAACGUGGACGACAAGAACUCCUCACGCAACGCCAUCCGGAUUGACCAAGAGGGGUUAACAUUGCCUGAAAGGACUCUAUACCUGGGACAGGAUGAGGAUAGUGUGAAGAUCCUGGCUGCGUAUAAGGCCCUGAUGGAGCGGUUGCUGAGCAUGCUGGGAGCGCAGAACGCCACGCAGAAAUCACGCGAGAUCAUCCAGCUAGAGACACGUCUCGCCAACAUUACACUGUCAGACUUUGAUGACCAGAGGAAGGAUAUUAGCAGCAUGUACAACCGUAUCACGCUUGACCAACUACAGUCCAUGGCACCUGGUUUGCACUGGAAGAAGUUGCUGGAGCGCAUCUUCCAGGAGAGUUUCUCAGAGGAUGAGGAGAUUGUGGUGCUGGCCACAGACUACCUGCAGAAGGUCUCAGACAUCAUCAAAACCACUUCCAAAAGGGUGCUCCAUAACUACAUGCUGUGGCGGGUGGUCGCUGCGCUGAGCGAGCACCUCUCUACGGCUUUCCGGAGCAGCAUCCACGAGUUCUCGCGGGAGAUCGACGGCACGGAGCGCCAGAUGGAGCUGGGACGCCUCUGCCUCUCGCAGGCCAACAAGCACUUCGGCAUGGCGCUCGGAGCCCUCUUUGUCCAGGAGCACUUCCCCACGCACAGCAAGGCCAAGGUCCAGGAGCUGGUAGAAGAUAUCAAACAUGCUUUGGACAUCAGACUACAGGAGCUAGACUGGAUGGAUGAACCCACAAGAGAAGCUGCCAGAGCCAAGUUGCAGAACAUGAUGGUGAUGACUGGGUAUCCAGACUAUCUGCUCAAACCAGAACUGAUAGAUCGGGAGUAUGGGUUUGAAGUGAAUGAGAAGACCUACUUUCGGAACAUUCUGAACAGCAUCAAGUACAAUAUUGAUCUCUCAAUCAAGAAAAUACACAAGGAGGUGGACAAGACUGCCUGGCUUCUUCCACCCCAAGCACUGAAUGCAUAUUAUCUACCUAACAAGAAUCAGAUGGUCUUUCCUGCAGGUAUACUCCAGCCUACUCUCUAUGACCCUGAAUUCCCACAGUCCCUGAACUUUGGAGGCAUUGGAUCCAUCAUUGGACAUGAACUCACACAUGGAUACGAUGACUGGGGGGGCCAGUAUGAUCGCUAUGGCAACCUCAAGCAGUGGUGGACAGAGGCGUCGUACAGAAAGUUCCAAAAGAAGGCAGAGUGCAUCAUCAAACUCUACGAUAACUUUACCGUCUACAACCAGAGAGUCAAUGGGCGUCUAACUCUGGGAGAGAACAUUGCUGAUCUGGGUGGACUGAAGCUGUCCUACUAUGCCUAUCAGAAGUGGGUGAGAGAUCAUGGUCCAGAGAGGCCCCUACCUGGUCUCAAGUACACACACCAACAACUGCUCUUCAUCGCCUUUGCUCAGAACUGGUGCAUGAAGCGGCGAUCCCAGUCCACAUACCUGCAGCUCCUCACAGACAAGCACGCACCUGAACACUGCAGGGUGAUUGGUAGUGUGUCUCAGUUUGAGGAGUUUGGCCGAGUGUUCCACUGCCCUCGGGAGUCUCCCAUGCACCCUGUGGCCAAGUGCUCCGUGUGGUGACCCCAGGACCCGCCCACCUCUGACCUUUCAUCCCCAGCGCUCCACUCUGUCGCCAUGGACACCAAUCAUCAGGGCAGCAAGAAGAAACACUGAUGGACCCACACACACACACACACACAUUACACACACACACCACACACACACACUACACACCAUAUGCACAUGCACACACACACACACACACACUACACAUCACAUGCACACACACACACACACAAGAAUACUGAGAUGGGAUUUGAUGUUGAGACUGAAGGAAAAAUCAGAUCAUAUUCCCACUAUACACACUACACACACACACACACACACACACACACACACACACUGCACACACACACACUGCACA